GUUCAAAUUUAUUUUGCUAAAUCUAAAAAGUAUGAACAUUUUACCCCACCUUAAUGAAAUCUUUCUUUCACCUCCCACGCUGGAGAGAGUGACCCACAUCGACGACGUCAAGAGCUCGUCGAGAUCGUUUCGUCCUAAACGGACAAAGGUGUCAAGACGUACCAGGAAGGAGAAAGAAUGGACUGCCAGGUUGGGGCAAUCACGAGAACCUUGACAGUCUUUCUAGUUUCGCUCACGGUACUCCCAGAUUGGUUCCCUGAUGCCUCUCUAUAGUAAAUCAGUACACUGCUUUCACGGUUAGUUCCGCGCCGCCCUUCCGACCCACAUGCUAGGUUUGAGCCAAGUUGACAGGCAAGCGAACAUGCUCACAAAGUGCCAUCUGCUGUAGCCAUUCUCAUCAUUAUUUUUCGUUGGACCACAUCGGCACAACAGUACUAGUACGUACAAUAACAUCGUCGCCUAUCCUAACACUAGCUGUUACCACCUUGCGAAGUCAGCAAUCAUCCCUUGCGAAGAUUAGAUUCGAACGUAUUGUCAAGAAAUCUAAGACUGCAGUCAUAAAUCAAAGAGGCAGAUACCCCAACCUAUUAUCUGGCAAUAGCAACAAUUAGCUGCGACAAGAAACAUGGCCCCUCGACGAGACGACGAAAAGAUCCUUGCUCCUUCUGCCCACGGCGGGACACUCACCACGGACACGGAUCACUCGCCUGCCAGUAGGCCCAAACUAUUUGACCUACCCAAGGAUAUUUCCUUUUUGGAGAUCCAGCGUCCUUCGCUUCCAGUGAACGCCUCGAUCCAAGUCUGUCCACGGAUGGCUUCAUCCCUGGACAAGGCAACUCAGAGAGCCGAUGCGAUCCACAAGCGAAUGACUCGGGAAGACAUUAAGGAACGGUAUCCGUUUGUCUAUGAAGCCUGCCGAUCGGCGGUUGUGGACGAAAUGUCUCGGGUCCUCAGCCAAGCCUCUCUGCUGAUGGAGGACGCCAAGAAGGAAGACGCCGAGGUGUCCCAAAUGACAAAGAACAAGCGACUCUCAGUGGCCCUGAUCCAUGCCAUUCAGUAUCUAGACACUCUAGAAUGUGCCAUGGCCUUCUCAUCCCGCGAUCGCUUGGAGGCAGGGGUCUGCUCGGUACUCAGCAUGAUCUCAAAAUGUCAUAAGGACCACCAGGACUGCUUCGAAUCCAAGGUCUGUGUGUCCAGCUGGGCAGCUCCUUCUCUAUUCUUUGAUUUUGUGACUGGAAACCCAGCCAACUUGUCCCUGGCGCAGAGUGAGCACGAACCAUUGUCAAUGCCACUCGAGCUCCAAGUGAGGCCCAUUGUUGAAUACUCGGCGGAGGACCUGAUUCGGGCACCAAGACUCGGAGUGGAAGCCUUUGCCGUCAAAGUAAAGGAGUGCAGUCAUGAACAACGAGAGUAUGGAGCUCGCGAUGGCAUCACAGGGGUAGCCAAAGUGCAAGUUCACAUUGCUCCACUAGCGGAAAGCAAGAGCAAGAAAGAGGUCGUCUGGGGGGUACACAACGACGUCGAGCCGGUUCGGAUUAAGGAGGUCAGAGCAACACAGCAGAAUGCCUACCCCACCAAGUUCAGAAUCAACUUUGACAUCUUUUCUUCCACGGUUUAUGGUCAAAGUGGAGUGACACUCACAUUGAACAUGGAGACAUGUCAAACGAUGGAUGGUAAGGUCCCCAAAAUUCAGAUUGAAUUGGUGGUCGAUCCCUAAAGGAUUUUCCUUGAGGACGGAGGGUUGAAACUAGGCCGUGGUUGUUGCAUGAUGAUUACAUUGGUGAUGAAUCGCUCGCUGUAUCAUCCAUAUCAUUGCUACACAUUGCUCUAGAAAAAGGACAGAUAGUCAUUCCAUCAGUCAGUCCAAAUUCCUUCAUGAGGCCAACUGGUUUUGGCCCAGCUAAUAGAGCAACCUUUUGCCUUGUUUCGUCGGUACCGUAGAUAGAAAGAUCCAUUUCUGGUACCGAUACCUGCGGAGUCAUAUGAUAGUCACUUUGCUCAAUGAUAGAUACAUACAGCUACCGGUACCGUACUGGUGGUCAGCCCAAACGCGCUCCGCAGUCCUGCGAAUGAGUGAAACAAUGGUGGUACCAAACAACCAGGACCGGCCUUGAAGCCGAUUUCUAAAAGAAGAGAACAAGGCCUGGUCGCCUCCAACGCGUCUGUUGCUCUUGCGGGCACUGCGUGAGCUUUGGUUUGCGAAAUUGCUACUCGAACGGAAGCCAGGUUUCGCUUCCAUGCAGAUAGUUCGCCCUAAAAGCGUGUAAGCAGCGGGCGGCAACCAAGAGCAACCAACUAGUACUAGUAGAGGUCUUUUUUCUUAAUGGCUCGUGAUGCGGUAUCAUGGUACACUGUAUUGAAAAAGGAUGCGCACAUUGAUGCCUCCUUGUGCUUUUCCGACUGCCCGAGCUAGCUAGACUAGAUUGGACCUUUGAGGCAGCUUAUUGCAGCCCGAUCCAACGGGGCGAUACCCGCAGUUUCCAUAUCUACGCUCGCUGCUGGGUUUGGUACCUUAGUGACUAAUCCAAUGCGAGCCAUACAUGUUAGCAGGGGAAAAUAGAAAAUAAAAUGUGCAUCUUAUGCUGCUGAAAUGCUUAUCGACCUAAUAAAUACAAGUAAAUACAUCCUGUUCGUGAAC
Messenger RNA from Seminavis robusta, 2638 nucleotides. NCBI's taxonomy places the organism in Eukaryota, Bacillariophyta, Bacillariophyceae, Naviculales, Naviculaceae. The record is from the annotation of a GenBank genome assembly.